Malania oleifera is the source of this 2881-nucleotide messenger RNA. Its product is annotated as protein CLP1 homolog. The record is from RefSeq and is a predicted model, not a curated record. The transcript has 13 exons. Lineage: Eukaryota; Viridiplantae; Streptophyta; Magnoliopsida; Santalales; Ximeniaceae. Gene Ontology annotation, biological process: tRNA splicing, via endonucleolytic cleavage and ligation. The coding region runs from base 1018 to 2343 and encodes 441 amino acids. Gene Ontology annotation, molecular function: polynucleotide 5'-hydroxyl-kinase activity. Gene Ontology annotation, cellular component: mRNA cleavage factor complex; nucleus.
AAACAAGGUCGGUCAUUCCGCAUUUCCAAAUUUUGUUUAUGUUUGCGCAAAUCUAAAUUCAGGAUCUCUUAAGUUCAUUUAUUCAAAAUAAAAAAUUAGGUUUUAUGUGUUUAGGGUGUCACAUAUUAUUAUUUUUUAAAAUAAAACAUUAUAUAGUCACUGUUGUGUUUUCAGUAACCCUAAAAUAUAUUCCUAGCCCCCACAAUCAAUCAGCACUCCACCCUUCGAAUUCACGCAGCGGCGGCAAAACGCUUGUUUUCUGGCUCGGAUUGCUUAGCUGCUCUCAUUCGAGGUCCAAGUAGUUUUAUUGUUCUUCAUAAUCAUCCUAGUUUUUUCAUUGGAUUAGUUUUAUUAUUAUUAUUAUUAAAAGAAUAAGCAUGAGCCAAGCCAAGCCAAAUUAAAAAUGUCUCAAUAUAUUCUAAUUUCAAAGCCAGCUGCAGCCAACACAGUGGCAGAGAGUACGAGAGGGUGAGAGCGUCGCGGAGAGAGGCGAGGGACUGCAGAGUGUCGCUGCAGAGAGACGACAGCUCCGAAGGGUUCGUCGAAGGGAAAAACUACGUCAGAGGGAGUCGUCGGAGGCAGAUCAAACUUUGGAAGGGAACGUCGACUCGUCGGAGAGAGACGAGAAGCUUGGGAGGAAUCGUUGGAAGCAGCCGUCGAGUCUUUGAAGAGAGAGGAGGUGCUGGAGGAAUCGUCGGAGAGAGAGCAGAGGCUAUCGUCGAGGAGAAGACUCGCUGGAGACUUCGUCGAGGCUUCGUCAGGGAGCAGAACAGAGGAAGCUUUGUGCGAGAGAGAUGGUGCGUAGUUUCUUGUGGGCUACCACAACCCCGCAUUGAACAAAUAGAAAUGCUUUGGACCUUGCAAAAGUAUGGUGUUUGUACCAGUAAUAAAAACUCAAGAAUUUGGACGGUUGGCCCGAUCGUACGGUCUUGGAUGUAGAAAGACGGUCAACUUCCUUACUGCACAUAAACCUCUCGCGUUUUUAUUUUUGGCGCUGGGUUUUGAUAAGGUUCAGAGAUGGCAUUCGGAGGAUCGUCUGUCGGAGCUAUGACGGCUGCUGGAUCGUCAAUGGCGGCAACAAUGAGGCAGGUAAAGCUGGACAGAGAGUGCGAGCUCAGAAUCGAAGUUAGUCCCGACUCGCCUCUCCGGCUCCGACUGCUCACUGGCAAUGCAGAGAUCUUUGGCACUGAAAUUGCGCCUGAAAUCUGGCUCAAUUUUCCUCCCCGGCUCAAGUUCGCUGUUUUUACUUGGUAUGGAGCCACAAUUGAAAUGGACGGUCCUACUGAAACUGAUUAUACAGCAGAUGAGACACCCAUGAUCAGUUAUGUAAAUGUGCAUGCUGUGCUGGAAGGACGAAGAAAUCGUGCCAAGGCAUCCUCCAGUGAAUCUGAUUAUUUCCAGGGUCCUAGAGUAAUUGUUGUGGGACCUACAGAUUCCGGAAAGAGUACACUUUCAAGAAUGCUUCUCAGUUGGUCAGCUAAACAGGGUUGGAAACCUACCUUCGUGGAUUUGGAUGUUGGUCAAGGAACCAUAACCAUUCCUGGUUGCAUUGCUGCUACCCCAAUUGAAAUGCCAAUUGAUCCCGUGGAAGGAAUACCUCUAGAAAUGCCACUAGUUUACUUUUUUGGGUACGCAACCCCUAGUGAAAAUGUAGAAUUGUACAAAGUGCUUGUGAAGGAGCUUGCUAAAACACUAGAGAGACAAUUUGCUGGCAAUGCUGAAUCUCGAGCUGCUGGGAUGGUGAUCAAUACCAUGGGAUGGAUAGAAGGUGUUGGUUAUGAGUUGCUCCUCCAUGCAAUUGAGACAUUCAGUGCCAAUGUUGUUUUGGUUUUGGGUCAGGAAAAACUUUGCAGCAUGCUUAAGGAUGUCUUGAAAAACAAGCCUAAUGUGGACGUUGUGAAGCUUCAAAAAUCAGGUGGUGUUGUAUCUAGGAAUGGGAAGGUGCGCAUAAAAGCCAGGAGUUAUAGGAUAAGGGAAUAUUUUUAUGGCCUUGCAAAUGACCUCUCCCCACAUUCAAACAUUGCAAAUUUCAGUGAUUUAACUGUCUAUCGUAUUGGUGGAGGACCUCAGGCCCCACGUUCUGCCCUACCUAUUGGUGCAGAGCCUGCUGCUGACCCUACAAGAUUGGUUCCUGUGAAUAUCAACCGAGACUUGCUCCAUUCAGUUCUUGCAGUUUCUUUUGCCAAAGAACCUGAUCAAAUUAUCUCGAGUAAUGUUGCUGGAUUUAUCUAUAUAACAGAUAUUGAUAUUCAGAGGAAGAAAAUUACAUUCCUGGCGCCAUCCUCUGGGGAACUUCCAAGCAGAUACUUGAUUGUGGGAAAAAUGACAUGGCUUGAAACAUGAAACUAAUUAAAACAUUUAGAAGAAAUGACUUCUUCUUCUUAGCAUUUCAGAGUCGUGGCCAUACUUCCAAAGCUUGAAAAUUUGAAACUCGGUAUGGUUCUGUUUGCUGGAUGGUUCGUGGAUUAACCUUACCUUGUUAAGACUCACCAGCUUGUGGGUUUUGCAUAUCUUUCUUGUCGUCAUUAAAUUGUGCAUUGCCUAGAUGUUUACUCGGUCUAAUUGUGGCAGAAAUAAUUGUGUUAUUGUUGCCAGGUUGUGCUUAUUCUGGCACAAGGCUUUGUAUGAAAUCCGAACGAAAUGAAUGGGAUGGGAAAAAUCCCAGCAAUCAGAUUACGGUGUUUUGAGUUAUUUUUAGUUUUGUUUAUUGUAAUUGUAGUACUAGUUAUAGAAGGUAAUAUUUAGUCAUUUUCAGGUGAACUUGGAUUGAUAUAUCAAUCUUUUAAUACUGAACAAGUUGCCAUAACUACUUCAGUGUCGGCCAUUAAAGUGUUGUAAAUACAAUUCUUAUAAUAAUGAGUAGCAGGCUAUGUUGAAGUAA